This is a messenger RNA of Caenorhabditis remanei, 1176 nucleotides long. RefSeq lists its product as uncharacterized. The transcript has 7 exons. The record is from RefSeq and is a predicted model, not a curated record. NCBI's taxonomy places the organism in Eukaryota, Metazoa, Nematoda, Chromadorea, Rhabditida, Rhabditidae. Bases 1 to 1176 code for a protein of 391 amino acids. Gene Ontology annotation, molecular function: 3-beta-hydroxy-Delta5-steroid dehydrogenase (NAD+) activity. Gene Ontology annotation, biological process: steroid biosynthetic process.
AUGAUCAGUGCUAAAAAACUGACGAAGAAACUAUCGAAGAAGAAGCAGAUGGGUCAUUUUGUGAUAAUUGGUGGCGGAGGAUACCUUGGAGCUAAUAUUAUUCAUCGCCUUCAAAAACAUGGCUGUGAGAAUAAAAUUAUCGUAGUUGAUCCAUAUCCACGUGCAUUCCAAACUAUCAGUAUUAAUAGAGACAACGUAACUUUCAUAAAGAAAUCGUUUCUUGACUCUUCUCUUCUUGAUGUCGUAUUGAAAAACGCUGAAGCAGUAUUUCAUUUAGCUGCUGUUGGUCACACUGGUCUAAUUGCUGGAAACAAAGAUUAUGUUUUUGAUUUCAACGUGAAUGGGACCAAAAUGUUGGUUCACAAAUGUCAAGAACACGGUGUCUCUCGCUUUCUGUACGCUUCCAGUGUUGCAGUCUCGUUUAUUGGACAACCACUGAACAAUGUUUCAGAAGAUGAGCCACUUCCAAGUGCAGAAAAAUACCUUGACUAUUACUCUGCUUCAAAAGCUGAAGCGGAAAUUUUCGUACUGUCACAAUCGACUCCGAAGUUCAAAACAACUGCACUCCGGUUCAGAGGAAUCUACGGACCUGAAGACCCAAACGUUACCCACAAAGUAGCAACAUUGAUUAAAAACGGCUUAUUUGUUGGAAAAGUGUCAGUACAUGGAAGAGAAUCUAAAUCAAACGCAAGCAGUGGAGCGAAUUGCGGACAAGCUUUUGAGCUGGCAGACAAAAUGCUUCAAAAACCAGAUGGGCUCCAUGGAAGAGCUUAUUAUAUUAUGGAUGAGGAAGAAACCGGACAAUAUCAGUUCUGGACUCCUCUUGUGUUGGCUCUUGGAAAGACACCUCCAUCAAGAUUCAUUCCCUAUGAGCUUAUGCGAGUAGUAGUCCCUCAGUUCGAACAUUUAUGCUACGGACUGCUAAAAACUGCACCGCUAUUGACAAAGUUCGAACUCUCCAUAUUGGCCACGGAUAACACGUAUGAUAUAAGCCGGGCACGAAACGAACUAGGUUACAAACCGGAGCCUAGUCUUAUGUCGGAGGUGGCUAAAUACUACCAAACGUUGGAAGAGCAAUCAAUUGUUUCAUCUUUUACCACAUGGAGGCUCAUCGUCACCAGCAUGUGUAUUCUUUUCUUCUCCAUAGCUGUUCUAUAUCUCAUACCGCUCAUUUAA